AUGCCACUACAGGAUGGGGAAGAGCCGCCUCCUAAUGGGAGCCGGCCUGAUAGCCGACUGAAGAGCAAGAAGCCACCCAGUCUUGUCAUUGCGAUACCCACGCCUGAACAGAUGAUGUCUCAUGAUCCCACUAAACUGCCCCUUCGGCCGCUGUUGAAGAAAAACAUGAGUGGCCAAGCAACCAGUUCCGUGUCUGCAAGUAUCAGCGGAGCCGGAGAUGCAGGCCUGUCAGCCUCAGAAAGAAGGGAAAAAUUUGGAAGACAGACCUCACUCUCACAAAGUAUACGCAAGAAUACAGCCCAGUGGUUUGGGGUAGGCGAAGACUGUGAGACCAAACAGCAGGUGUGGCAGAGGAAGAGUCUGCGCCACUGCAGCCAUCGCUAUGGCAAGUUGAAGGCACAAUACAGGGAACCUGACACAGCCACAAGCAUUGAACAGAGCCUGGAAUCUCCAACCCCACACAAGAUGCCAAAGAUUGUCGACCCCUUGGCACGUGGACGAGCAUUCCGUUACCCAGAGGACAUAGAAACUCGCUCACCAAAGGCUCCCAUCACCCCUGGGGUCACCUCGCUCAGCUCUUUUACCAGCCAACGCUCAGGGUAUAGUCGCUUGCCCAAACGUAAAAGGGAAUCUGUCGCCCGCAUGAGCAUCCGUGCUGCAAAUAACCUGCUGAGGGGCCGAAGCGGCUUAGCUGGUUCCUUGACAGGUCGCAGCUUUCCCAGGAGGAGCUUUGUCAGGCCGAGUUGGCUGGAUGAGGACACUGUAGACUCUGCAGACAUGUCUGAGUCACUCUUUUUUAGCAAGGUUGAUGUCCAUGAUGAAUUGUACUCUAUGGCUGAUGAUGUAUUUGAAUCACCACCACUGUCAGCUGCCUUUGCCCCCUGUGAGCAACCAGAUCAGAAAUUCUCAAGCCUUAAGGAUGCAUCUCGAACACCACGUACACCAACCGCAGCGCAGGAGAAAAGUCAUCCUCGACGUGGCCGUCGCAUUGCUUCCCAAGUGAAGCACUUUGCUUUUGACAACAGAAAACGUGACUAUGGAAUGGGCGUUGUGGGCAAGUGGCUGAACCGGCAGUAUCGACGGAGCAUCAGCAGUGCCAUCCAGAAGCAGCUAGAUGACUUCCACAGCCAUAGGCCUUACUUUACCUACUGGAUCACAUUUGUCCAUAUUGUUAUCACAUUGCUGUCCUGCUGUACUUAUGGUUUUGCCCCUGUCGGGUUUGCACAACAUUCUAAAACUGCCCUAGUGCUGAAAAACAAAGGCAUCUAUGAAAGUGUCAAGUACAUCCAACAGCAGAACUUUUGGAUUGGGCCUAGAUCUGAUGACCUGAUUCAUUUGGGAGCCAAGUUCUCGCCAUGCAUCCGUCAGGACAAACAGAUAGUCCAGCUGAUCCAAAAGGCCAAAGAUCUGGAAAAAGAGUCUGGCUGUUGUGUUCAAAAUGACAACUCUGGAUGUGUGCAGACUUUCAACUCCGACUGCUCAGAGACAUUGGCCACAUUUAUCAAAUGGAACAGUGAGCCUGUGGACAUCAUCAGGUCCUCUGGUGCUGUUUGUCACCAGGAUCCUAGAAUAUGCGAAGAGCCUGCAUCAGCAGAGCCUCACACGUGGCCGGAUGACAUCACACAGUGGCCAGUGUGUACAUAUCCCCAAAAGUGGAACCAUACAGGCUACAGACACAUGGACUGUAACAUCAAGGGACGACCUUGCUGCAUAGGCACUAAGGGCAGGUGUGAGAUCACAACCAGGGAGUAUUGCUCUUUCAUGCAUGGCUACUUCCAUGAGGAUGCCACACUCUGUUCACAGGUUCACUGUCUUGAUGAUGUUUGUGGCUUGCUUCCUUUCUUAAACCCGGAUGUGCCUGAUCAGUUCUACCGAUUUUGGCUGUCCCUUUUCCUCCAUGCUGGGUUGCUACACUGCGUGGUAUCAGUCGUGUUUCAAAUGACCAUAUUGCGAGACCUGGAGAAGCUAGCAGGUUGGGUUCGCAUCUCCAUCAUUUACAUCUUUAGUGGAAUAACUGGAAACCUUGCCUCUUCCCUCUUCCUGCCUUAUCGAGCCGAGGUGGGUCCAGCAGGAUCUCAAUUUGGCCUCCUGGCGUGCCUGUUUGUUGAACUCUUUCAAGGUUGGCAGAUGUUGGAGGAACCAUGGAAAGCAUUUUUAAAACUCUUAGGAAUUGUCUUUUUCCUCUUCUUGUGCGGUCUUUUGCCAUGGAUAGACAACAUCGCUCACAUUUUUGGCUUUCUUAGUGGAAUGCUGCUCUCCUUCGCCUUUCUGCCCUACGUCACCUUUGGAACUUUUGACAAGUACCGUAAACGCGUCCUCAUCGUCGUAUCGCUGUUGGCAUACGUCGGCCUGUUCUCUUCGCUCAUUGUUUGGUUUUAUAUUUACCCCAUUAACUGGCACUGGCUGGAGCAUUUCACCUGCCUACCCUUCACGAGCAAGUUCUGUGAAAAGUAUGACAUUGAUCAUGACAUUAACCACGUUGUGCACUAG
This is a messenger RNA of Nerophis lumbriciformis (worm pipefish), 2490 nucleotides long. The record is from RefSeq and is a predicted model, not a curated record. NCBI's taxonomy places the organism in Eukaryota, Metazoa, Chordata, Actinopteri, Syngnathiformes, Syngnathidae.